CCCAUCUUUGUGACUGAGUUUAACAUGACAUUUUAAUAAGUUUUCGUGAACAUUGGCACCCAUUUUCUUUUUUCUUCCUGUCGUUCCUUUUCCAACACACACACAAAAAAGAAAGUUUUAAAAAAUGGAAGCUUAUUACUCUCAAUUUGCCGAAGUGUUUUCCACUCUUCCCGAAGGAUAUCUUCCCAAAUGGUUAUUAUUCACUUCUGCCCUUGGUAUUUUCAACUCUAUCCAAAACUUUUGCACUGAUAGUUUGAGUAAACGUGUUUAUGCCAACAAACCCGAAGAAGUAACUCCUUUGAGUGGUCGUCUUUUUGCCACCUGGACCUGGUCUGUUAGUAUGAUCCGUAUCUAUGCUGCUUUCCAUCUUCAACACAAGUUCAUGUACGAUCUCGGUAUUUGGACCUAUGUUAUUGCUUUAACUCAUUUCGUGGGUGAACUUGUUGUUUUCGGUGGUUGUAAGUUGAACGGUCCUUUCAUGGCACCUCUCACUGUUGCUGUUUCCUCUCUUGUCUGGCUUCUUUCAGUCAAGGACCAAUAUGUUAAAUUCUAAUCUCUUAUUAUUACUAAAAAAAACAAGACUAAUUACCUAAAUGAAAUGGCUGGGGGGCGAAAUGAAACACAGCCGGGAUGGCUUUGCAUGGCAGCUAUCAAAUGGAUGUGAUUCAAAAUAUGUUACUUGGCUUAAACAUUUGAUGUAAUAAGGUGGGUUGAUAAUAUUGAUCGAAUGUAAGAGAGAGAUGAAGGAAAAGAAAGAGAGAGAGGGGGUCUACACACACUUUUAGAAAAGUGGCAAGGGUUGUUGGAAAUAUAUAUCGUGAAACCUCAUGUUUUUUUUAAAAAAAAAACAAUGGGGGGAUACAAAAAGAUUACUGUUUUGCAUAC
This is a messenger RNA of Mucor mucedo, 885 nucleotides long. RefSeq names its product Erg28 like protein-domain-containing protein. Gene Ontology annotation, molecular function: protein-macromolecule adaptor activity. The record is from RefSeq and is a predicted model, not a curated record. The transcript has 4 exons. Gene Ontology annotation, cellular component: endoplasmic reticulum; membrane. Lineage: Eukaryota; Fungi; Mucoromycota; Mucoromycetes; Mucorales; Mucoraceae. Bases 125 to 553 code for a protein of 142 amino acids.